AUGAAGACCACACCGGGAGUUUUGUGCCUAGUUCUAUUAGCAUUUGGAUUAAGUGAAGUGCUUUGCAAUCCAUUUAAGGUUUUGGAGGAUCUGCACAGAGAACCUCCACCGCCUGCACCUAAAAGUGAUGCAAGGGCCGUUAGGGAGGAAUGGAUUGAACAGCAGCUUGAUAAUUUCGAUGAAUACAACAAUGCCACGUUUCAAAUGCGCUACCUGGCCAAUGAUGAAUUCUACCAACCUGGUGGGCCUCUAUUCAUCUACGUAGGGGGCGAAUGGUCAGUUUCACCUGGAUGGAUCCUAGGUGGGCACAUGUUUGACAUGGCAAGAGAGAUGAAUGGGUACAUGUUCUACACUGAGCACAGAUACUACGGUCAAACACGUCCUACGGAAGAUUUAUCUUUUGCAAAUCUCCAAUAUCUUCAUGUCAAUCAAGCUCUUGCAGAUCUGGCUCAUUUCAUUCGAACUAUGAAGCAAGAAAUUCCCGGAGCUUCUAGUUCAGGCGUUAUCCUUGUUGGAGCUUCGUAUUCCGCAACAAUGGUUACGUGGUUUAGGCAGAGAUAUCCGGAAUUGGUUAAUGGAGCUUGGUCUUCAAGUGCACCACUCUAUGCAAAAGCAGACUUUGUGGAAUACUUUGAAACUGUUGGCCAAUCAAUAAGGAUUGUCAGUGGAGACGAUUGCUACAAUACAAUUGAAGGAGCCUUCCUUGAAAUGGAACGUCUAGUGGAAAUUGGAGACUUUGAAACUCUCUCCAAUAAAAUGUACCUCAGUCCACCUUUGACAAACAAUCCCGACGACAUUAUGUACUUCUUCAACAGUCUCUCAGGCCUGCUAGCUGGGGUAGUUCAAUACCACUGGCCAGGAGACAUUGAACGAUCCUGCGAAGUUAUUAUGAGUGGAGAAACGGACAUUGAUGGAUUUGCUGAAUACACAAGACAGAGAUAUGGGGGAAGUUGGUCAUCAAACUAUGCCUCCUUUGUGGACUAUUAUCGCUACACUGGAUGGACAUCAGGAAUAAUGCGUCAAUGGCUCUUCCAAACUUGCAACGAAUAUGGUUGGUACCAAACUUCAGGAUCCCCCGAUCAACCUUUCGGUUCGAGCUUCCCAAUUGAAUUCUACUACCAAUGGUGCCACGAUAUCUACGACGAAAGCUUCUACAACGAGUCCAUCAACUACAACAUCUAUGUAACUAAUCUCGACCACAAUGGCAUGUAUCCCAUCAUUACGAACGUCUACUCAACGCACGGACAACUGGACCCAUGGCGACCAAUGGGAGUGCAAACAAAUGUUAAUUCCUUCGCCCCUGUUGUCGUUAUUCCCGGAGCUUCACAUUGUAUGGAUUUGUACUCAAUCAGCCCCAGUGAUACUCCCGAAAUGUUGGCCAGUAAACAGAGAACAACAUCCCUCGUAAGGCAGUGGUUGAUGAUCUUUUAAUUCAAGUACGAGAUAAGACAGCUAUCGUUAGAUAGCUUUAUCACGUACUUCAAAAUUGAAAGGAAAAGAUAAGAUUUCUUUUUUUUUAAAUCGAAACUGAAUUCUAAGAAAAUUUGGCGAAAAUAAAGAUUGAGAAAGUUUUCUACAUAAAAA
Lutzomyia longipalpis is the source of this 1584-nucleotide messenger RNA. RefSeq names its product putative serine protease K12H4.7. The transcript has a single exon. Gene Ontology annotation, biological process: proteolysis. Gene Ontology annotation, molecular function: dipeptidyl-peptidase activity; serine-type exopeptidase activity. The coding region runs from base 1 to 1431 and encodes 476 amino acids. The record is from RefSeq and is a predicted model, not a curated record. Lineage: Eukaryota; Metazoa; Arthropoda; Insecta; Diptera; Psychodidae.